Messenger RNA from Fibroporia radiculosa, 909 nucleotides. RefSeq lists its product as uncharacterized. Lineage: Eukaryota; Fungi; Basidiomycota; Agaricomycetes; Polyporales; Fibroporiaceae. The record is from RefSeq and is a predicted model, not a curated record. The transcript is spliced from 7 exons. Gene Ontology annotation, cellular component: membrane. The coding region runs from base 1 to 909 and encodes 302 amino acids. Gene Ontology annotation, molecular function: lipase activity.
AUGGCAAGAUAUUCGGAGGCUUGGCUUAUCGGUCCUCGCUCUACCAAUUUCUACACACGAACAUAUGCUGCAGCUUCGUCCAUUGCGUCCAUUGUAUUCAUACACGGUGCAGCUGAACAUGCUGGUCGCUAUACGGAUUUUCACUCCUCCCUUGCAGAGAACGGGGUUACUGUGUUUGUCUAUGACCAACGUGGCUUUGGACGGACUGCUUUAGAUGCUGAACACAAAUCCAAGGACAGUGCCUAUGGAAGAACAUGCCGGACACUUCAGUUGGAGGAUUUGGAAUGGGCUGUUCAACAUGUACGCACGCAGUUCAACGAACUACCUCUAUUCCUCAUGGGCUUCUCAAUGGGUGGUAGUUUAGCGUUCAGCUUCGUUUCACGCGACAGUCCACCCUCAGCGAAAGCGGCUACGUCUCUUGUAUCGGGAAUUAUUGGAUGUGCCCCCACCAUUCAUCUCACCAAACCACCGUCUACAAUUGUGCGCUCUGUGGGUAGAUUGGUGGCCUUGGUUGCUCCCAACAUGCUAGUGCCGGUCAAGAAUAAGACUCAGGAUCUCUCGCGAAAUGUACAAACUAACAAAGCCUAUGUGGAAGACCCGCUCGUGGGUAUGCCCGGUAGUUUCCGGUCGGUUGGGGAUCUUAUUUCUGGUGGCGCUGCCCUCCUCGACAAGGAUUAUCAGCUCUGGCCUCCUAGACUUCCGCUACUUAUACUUCAAGGAACGGCUGACCAGGUUUCAGAUCCUGCGUCGACACAGGCAUUUUUUGACAAGCUUCCUGUGGAGGAUAAGAAGCUAGUCAUUUAUCCGGACGCAUGUCAUGAAUUGCAUAAUGAACCUGUUCACAAGGAAGUGGUCAGCGAGUCCGUUGCGUUCAUCAAGUCUCACAGCUCUCAGAUCAGGUCGGGAUAA